This is a messenger RNA of Diabrotica virgifera virgifera (western corn rootworm), 439 nucleotides long. RefSeq lists its product as uncharacterized. NCBI's taxonomy places the organism in Eukaryota, Metazoa, Arthropoda, Insecta, Coleoptera, Chrysomelidae. The transcript has 4 exons. Bases 22 to 378 code for a protein of 118 amino acids. The record is from RefSeq and is a predicted model, not a curated record.
CACCAACCAAAACAAUGAAACAUGGGAAAAAAUAGCGCUGAAUUUCCCAGAACUCCCAAGCAGCUGAACACUGCAUAUAUAAACUUAAAAAGGGUCACUCGCCAAAAAAUAGCAGAGGAAAAUAUUCAAAAAUAUAAUGAGCAGAAGGUUUUGGACCAGUUGAAGAGAGACCAAACUGCGGACAAAAAAGACAUACUUGCAACAGGUGGUGGCACAUUUAGGCCUCGUCUCACAGAUGUAGGGGCACAAAUGUUGAGUUUGAUUGGCAAUCCAAUCCAACCUUUACCCAACAGUUGUGACAGUGCAUCUGGUUUCUUCACAUCUGUUGCACAAGAUAGUCAAGUGGAAGUAGAUUACCUACAAUUGGAAGACACAUAGCAGACGUCCAAUGUACCCUCUACUUCCACUGUGCUGCUCAGUACACCCACGACAACUGUUG